CAGCUAGGCAGGAGGCAGCUGCUGUUUCCUAUACUACUACGCUGCAGCAGGCAGCGUUAGCAGCAACAAUCACAGCCUACCUGGGGUAGAAAGGGAGACGGGCAGGAUGCCAUUGUGGAGAAGUGGCUCCCGGGCCAGGCAGCAAGGCUCAGAAAAAGCCAAUGGACCACCCACGCCCAAGGCCAGGAGCCCCAGUCCCUCCGAGAUGAACGGUAAGCCCUGGGCCAGGCCAAGCUACCAGGACCAAGCUGCAGCGGAACACACACAGGACAAAUGUACAGCGUCCCACCAGGAACCACAACAACAGCACCCUGACAAACUGUGUCUGGACUCCUUCUGGAGUGAGGUGGAGACCAUACGCAGCCAAGAUAGCGGUUACAUUGACCUUGACACUGACAGCGCCAGUCGAGACUCCAGACACUCUGAAGAGGGGGAGCAAGAGGAGCAGUGGCUCCAGGAUGCAGGUCUGUCCACUCUGAUAAGACAGCAGCAGCAGAGACCAGACAGAGACAGAGACCGGGAACAGGACAGGGAAGACCAGGAUGUUGACCAGGCCAUCCUACUGUCCACUCUGACCCGUACGCAGGCCGCAGCCGUCCAGAGGAGGCUCGAUUCCUACACCCUGUCCCUGAGGAAGAGGAACAAGCCCCCGCCGCGCGACGUCAGGGAUGUCUUUAGGUCAUCACCCUCCUCCAUCGCUCAGACGCCUCUACCAGAGUCUCAAGACCCUGAGCCUAUAGAACCUAGCGCAUCUAUAUCAUCUAUACCAGAGGACAGCAUGGAGACUAUCACCAAGACCCUACUACAAGAGGUCAGCUUGGAGCAGCAGCAUGGAGAAGAUCCUAAAGAGGAUACCUUCAUCACAGACGUGGCGUACUGUGAACAGGCGGCCAUCUUGUUGAAACAGGCCAUGCUUCCACAGAUACAGAACAACGGCCGGAAGAGGAAGGAGGACGGAACACUGCCUAGGAUGACCUGCCCUCAGUGUCGUCUGGGUGUGACUCGUAUCCAGGACCUGUCCAAUCAGGACAUGAAGAAAGUUCGUCAGCUGGCCCUCAUCGAAAUGACAGCGCUCUGCGACCUGCUGGAGCUCGACGUGAAGAGACACAAAACCUACAAGAGGAAGAUACGAGAGAGUGCCCUGUAUGGGGUUCCCCUGGCCACGCUGUUGGAGAAUGAUCAGAAAGUCAGGCCCACGGCCACCACUCCUCUCAUCCUGCAGGCGCUGCUCUCUUUCCUGGAGAAGCGAGGAGUCGACUCAGAAGGCAUUCUGCGGGUUCCAGGCUCUCAGUCCAGAAUCAAGAAGUUGCAGCAGGAUCUGGAGCAGAACUUCUACAGUGGAGGAUUCAGUUGGGAAGAGGUCAGCUCUAACGACGCUGCAGCGUUGGUGAAGAAGUUUAUUAGAGAGCUGCCUUCUCCACUGCUCACCACAGAGCUCCUCAACACAUUCAGCGCUGUCAGGGACAUCCCUGAGCUGAAACAGAAGCUACAUGUUCUGAACCUUCUCAUUCUUCUACUGCCUGAACCUAACAGAAACACACUAAAGGCUCUGUUGGAGUUCCUGAGUAAGGUGGUGUCCAGAGAGAGGAGGAACCGCAUGAACCUGUGGGCCGUGUCCACCAUCAUGGCCCCUAACCUGUUCCUCCACAAAGCUGUGCCCUCCCGCCUCACUGACGGGGGGCCAGGAGUGGAGAAGGGACAGGCUGAGAAGGCUGCUGACAUCAUGAGGCUCCUCAUACGCUACCAGGACUUGCUCUGGACCAUCCCGAACUUCCUGAUGAGCCAGGUGCGAAAACUGAAUGAGAACCGGAACCGGAGGUACCAGUUCUACGACCGACGCAUCAAGAACCUGCUGAGGAAAAUACACCAGGACAGCAAGGACAAACCUGACAAGAACUCAUCAGAGCCGUGUCGUACAGUGAAGAUCCAGGUGGGAGAUCUGAUGAGCAGCACCAUGGAGGUGCAGGUUAACAUCAGCUCUACGGCUUCAGACCUGCUGGCUCAGUUCCACAGGCACCUCUGCAGCUCCGACAACACCAAGAGGAACGGUUCGGUAUCCCACCCGGACUGUGCCAUGUAUGAAGUGGGAGGAAAUAUCGGUGAACACUGCCUAGACCCAGAGACCCAUCUCCUGGACCUGUACAACACCAACCCCAGUGGGGAGUGGGUCAUCAAACUGAAACCACUGGUCACCGCCAGGGGGCUGCACCAAUAAGAGACAGCCGCAGGCAAAGGGAGAGACCAGUAGGGAUCUUCAAGAGCCAGCCAGAGGAGGAGGGAGACCAGGAGGAGGAAGCUGCUGCUGCUGUUAAAAAACAAACCACCUCAAAACUGAGCCCUCUCUCCCCCUUUCCUCUGCUCAAUGCAGGGGAGACCAGACUAGGAGGUGCAAAGCAGAGAGAGAGACAGAGAGGGAGAGCUACUGCUCAAAAACACUCCACCUCCACACCUUCAAAUGGAAGAGAGUCUGAGGCUGCUUCUUGGCUUGUCAGCUCUCAGCCAAUCACCUCCCAGCACCCGCAGGAACCCAGAUGGGGAUCUGAUGCACUGCUGCUUACAACAGCAGCCACAGAGUCUCUCUCACUCCCUCUCUCUCACUCUCUCUCUUUCUUUUUUCUAGCUCUCCAUUCCUUCUUCUCGGACAUUUGAUCACAAAAGGAAUGGGAGUGGAACAUGUACAGUAUAUCUGUUUUCCUUUUUUUUCCUCUUUCACAGGGGGACAGUCAGAGACUCUAAUGAGCUGAUAGCCCUAUGUCCUGUCCCUUGUGUAUGACUUUGGCUCUGUUCUUUCUGGGGCCUUUGGGCCCUGUCCCUGUAGACUCUCAAUAGGAGCCCUAAUCAGAGCAGAGGACAGAGAUCCUUCUUCUCUUUUAAGGGAUCAAAGGUCAGCCUUUAAGACAUUACUACUGAACCUCUAAAGGGAACUGUUGUUUAAUAACAGAGAGUGAAGCUGGACUUCGUUUCUGUUUUCUCAUUUUUGUUUUUGAUGAAUGAAGGAUUUUAAGUAUUGAAUCUGGCGAUGGAUUGAUUGACUAUUUAUAAUUGAUUGGAUGUGUCUAUCUGUAUGUACGUGUAUGUAGUCAUGAAUGUCCUUUGAAAUGAAUAGGUAUGUUUGUUGCUGAAAUAGUUAAUAACAUAAGUCAUGUUAGCUCAUCCAGUCUUUUGGGGGGCUUUUACAGUGUUCUUGCUCUUAUACAGUACCUUUGUUGAUGAGUUGUAUUUUGAUCCACCUCUGCAUCCCUCCUUUUCUAUUUCUAUUACCCAUUUGUCAUCCGUUCCUCUUUAAAAUACAUUUCAUACAGUUCCAGUCAAAAGUUUGAACACACCUACUCAAGUGUUAAACAAAUCA
Molecule: messenger RNA, 3349 nt
Organism: Salvelinus namaycush (lake trout)
Lineage: Eukaryota; Metazoa; Chordata; Actinopteri; Salmoniformes; Salmonidae
Product: rho GTPase-activating protein 40
Exons: 15
Coding region: 107-2215 (702 amino acids)
Biological process (GO): signal transduction; regulation of small GTPase mediated signal transduction; regulation of actin filament polymerization
Cellular component (GO): cytoplasm
Molecular function (GO): GTPase activator activity
Source: RefSeq, a predicted model, not a curated record